AUGUUUCGCAGCGUUCCCCCCAGCCCUGCCGACCCUGUGUAUCUGCUCUCACAGCGAGUGAGACAAGACACUGCUCCCGAGAAAGUCGAUCUCGGUGUAGGUGUUUACAGGAACGAGAAGGGACAAUAUCACGAACUUCGGGUGCUGAAGGCGGCAAAGCGGAUCCUCGCACAGCAAGACGCAAAUCACGACUACGAAGUGACAACCGGCAACGCAGCCUUCCUGACCAACGCCGCGAAAGUGCUGUUCGGGCGAGAAGCGGAGAUUCUGUCUUCAAAGAGAGUGACUUCUGUACAAGCUAUCUCCGGCACAGGCGCCAUACACCUCGGCGCGCUGUUCCUUGCUCGCACGCCUGCGUUCAAGGGGAAAAAAGUCUACGUCGGCACGCCGGCGUGGGGGAACUAUGUCCCGCUAUUCAACCUCGUUGGGCUCGAGGUGGUGACGUAUAGGCACUACGACGCGUCAAAGGGAACGGUGGAUCUUGAGUCUAUGCUUGAAGCUACGAAGACGGCGGAGGAGGGGAGCAUAUUCGUGCUGCAAGGGUGCUGCCACAACCCGUCUGGCGCGGACUUCUCGCCUGCGCAGUGGGAUGAGUUGGCUGAUGCGAUGGAGGCGAAGAAGCUGUUUCCGCUGUUCGACAUGGCGUACCAAGGCAUGGGUGCGUCACUGGACGAAGACGCGUAUGGGCUGCGGUUGUUUGCAAAUAGGGGCUUCGAGCUCCUGGCUUGUCAGUCGUUUUCGAAGAACUUCGGACUGUAUGGGGAAAGAGUUGGUGUGCUGCAUGCUGUGAGUCAAGAUGUAGAAGUCGCGUCGAAGGUGCACGAGAGGCUAAGAUGCUUGAUUCGGUGGGAGUUUUCGUCAAGCCCGGCGUACGGCGCGCGGCUGGUGAACAUUGUGCUCAGCGACGGCAAGUUGAGGCAGGACUGGGAGACAGAAUUGGCGAGGAUUCAGAAGCGGCUUGCGGACAAUAGGAGGGCACUGCAUGCGGAGCUGGCUGGAAAAUGGAAGGCUCAAGGCAACUGGAAUUCGAUUCUCUCUUCGAGUGGCCUGUUCUGCUUCCUCCCGCUGAGUCCGCAGCAAUGCAAGCGCCUCGCCGACGACUUUCACAUCCACAUGCUGCAAAACGGGCGCAUCAACGUGGCGGGGCUGAACGCGAGCAACAUCGAGCACGUAGCUUCCGCUCUCGUCAAGGUGACAGGCGCGCCGUCAUCGCGCCUGUAAGUCUCUAUCGGCCAGCCAGACGGAUCGUAAUCGCGAUAUCUGGAUUGUGUUGGUGCGAUGUUGGGAGCGGAAGGGUGCCCGACAUGCUUCCCGGAUCGGCGACCGGUGGCCAAUGCGCGCGCUAGACUCAAAAGCACCGCAUUUUCCGGGGGAAUGAACGGCUCCGCAUGUAGAUAUAAGCCGAAGAGGCAUGGUUGAUGACGUGUGACUUUGAAGAAACUCUUGCAAGAUAGCGGGAUG
Paraphaeosphaeria sporulosa is the source of this 1461-nucleotide messenger RNA. Its product is annotated as aspartate aminotransferase. Gene Ontology annotation, biological process: biosynthetic process; amino acid metabolic process. Bases 1 to 1221 code for a protein of 406 amino acids. The record is from RefSeq and is a predicted model, not a curated record. The transcript is spliced from 3 exons. Lineage: Eukaryota; Fungi; Ascomycota; Dothideomycetes; Pleosporales; Didymosphaeriaceae. Gene Ontology annotation, molecular function: transaminase activity; pyridoxal phosphate binding.